CGGCAGGUGGGACGGGUAGGUGCUGCGGGCCAUGGGGUUCCCUGCGCUGCUGGCCAGCGCGCUCUGCACCUUCUUGCUACCGCUGCUGCUCUUCCUGGCUGCGAUAAAACUCUGGGACCUGUACUGCGUGAGCAGCCGCGACCGCAGCUGCUCCCUCCCUCUGCCUCCUGGGACUAUGGGCUUUCCCUUCUUUGGGGAAACACUGCAGAUGGUGCUGCAGAGGAGGAAAUUCCUGCAGAUGAAGCGCAGGAAAUACGGUUUCAUUUACAAGACUCAUUUGUUCGGUCGGCCCACAGUACGGGUGAUGGGCGCGGACAACGUGCGGCGCAUUUUACUCGGGGAGCACCGGCUAGUGUCAGUCCACUGGCCCGCGUCGGUGCGCACCAUCCUGGGCUCCGGCUGCCUUUCCAACCUGCACGACUCCUCGCACAAGCAACGCAAAAAGGUGAUAAUGCGAGCCUUUAGCCGCGAGGCGCUCCAGUGCUACGUGCCAGUGAUCACGGAAGAAAUAAAUAACUCCCUGGAGCAUUGGCUGAGCAGCGGUGAGCGCGGCCUCCUAGUGUAUCCCGAGGUGAAGCGACUCAUGUUCCGCAUUGCCAUGCGCAUUCUGCUGGGCUGCGAGCCUAGGCUGGCGAGCGGCGGGGACGCAGAACAGGAACUGGUGGAGGCCUUUGAGGAGAUGACUCGCAACCUCUUCUCGCUACCCAUCGACGUACCCUUCAGCGGGCUGUACCGGGGCAUGAAGGCGCGGAACCUCAUCCACGCGCGCAUAGAGGAAAAUAUUCGGGCCAAGAUCUGCCGGCUGCGAGCGGUCGAGGCGGUCGAGGGCUGCAAAGACGCGUUGCAGCUGUUGAUCGAACACUCAUGGGAGAGAGGAGAGCGGCUGGACAUGCAGGAACUAAAGCAAUCUUCAACCGAACUCCUUUUUGGAGGGCAUGAAACCACUGCCAGCGCUGCCACGUCUCUGAUUACUUACCUGGGGCUCUACCCACAUGUUCUCCAGAGAGUUCGAGAGGAACUUAACUGCAAGGGUUUACUUUGCAAAAGCAAUCAAGACACCAAGUUGGAUAUGGAAAUGUUGGAACAGCUCAAAUACACCGGGUGUGUUAUUAAGGAGACCCUUCGACUGAAUCCCCCAGUUCCAGGAGGGUUUCGAGUUGCUCUUAAGACUUUUGAAUUGAAUGGAUACCAGAUUCCCAAGGGCUGGAAUGUUAUCUACAGUAUCUGUGAUACUCAUGAUGUGGCAGAUAUCUUCACCAAUAAGGAGGAAUUUAAUCCUGACCGAUUCAUGUUGCCUCACCCAGAAGAUGCAUCCAGGUUCAGCUUUAUUCCAUUUGGAGGAGGCCUUAGGAGCUGUGUAGGCAAAGAGUUUGCAAAAAUUCUUCUCAAAAUAUUUACAGUGGAGCUGGCCAGGCAUUGUGACUGGCAGCUUCUAAAUGGACCUCCUACAAUGAAAACCAGUCCCACCGUGUACCCUGUGGACAAUCUCCCUGCAAGAUUCACCCAUUUCCAGGGUGAAAUGUGAUCGGCAUAAAUGUCCAAACCUCAGACUUAUUGCAAGUGUACAUAUAUAAGUUUUUAUAUAGUGUCCUCUGUGACGGUAUUGUAUUUAAUGCCUAAAGGUAUAUUAUAAUAUUUAUGUGUCUCUACUCUAGUACUACAGUAUUCAAAUAGUAAAAUCAUUGAAUUUGUAUAAUUUCCAAAUAAAGUAAAUGUCUAAGG
This is a messenger RNA of Chrysochloris asiatica (Cape golden mole), 1722 nucleotides long. RefSeq names its product cytochrome P450 26A1-like. Gene Ontology annotation, biological process: sterol metabolic process. Lineage: Eukaryota; Metazoa; Chordata; Mammalia; Afrosoricida; Chrysochloridae. The record is from RefSeq and is a predicted model, not a curated record. Bases 32 to 1525 code for a protein of 497 amino acids. The transcript has 7 exons. Gene Ontology annotation, molecular function: iron ion binding; oxidoreductase activity, acting on paired donors, with incorporation or reduction of molecular oxygen; heme binding.